Molecule: messenger RNA, 1239 nt
Organism: Knipowitschia caucasica
Lineage: Eukaryota; Metazoa; Chordata; Actinopteri; Gobiiformes; Gobiidae
Source: the annotation of a GenBank genome assembly
AUGACGACCCCCGUUGAUACUAAACUGUACGACCUCCUCGGAGUGUCCCCAUCUUCUACCGAAAACGAACUCAAGAAGGCAUACCGGAAACUGGCAAAGGAGUAUCACCCUGACAAGAAUCCAAAUGCCGGUGACAAGUUCAAAGAAAUCAGCUUUGCCUAUGAGGUCCUGACAAACCCUGAAAAGAGAGAGCUCUAUGACCGCUAUGGAGAACAGGGUCUGCGGGAAGGAGGUGGAGGCGGCCCGGGGAUGGACGACAUCUUCUCCCACAUCUUUGGUAGUAGACUUUUUAGCCAUCCUUUCAUGGGAGGCCGCAGUCGCAACGGAGGCCGACGGAGAGGGGAAGAUAUGGUACACCCUCUCAAGGUGUCACUGGAGGACCUCUAUAAUGGAAAAACGACCAAAUUACAGCUUAGCAAAAAUGUACUUUGUAGCUCUUGUAAUGGGCAGGGGGGUAAGACGGGAGCUGUCCAAAAAUGUUCAACGUGUAGGGGGCGUGGUAUGCGUGUUAUGAUUCGGCAGCUGGCUCCGGGGAUGGUCCAACAAAUGCAGUCUGUGUGUACUGAUUGUAACGGGGAAGGGGAAGUCAUCAGUGAGAAGGAUCGCUGCAAAAAGUGUGAGGGCAAGAAGGUUAUAAAGGAGGUCAAGAUUCUGGAGGUGCACGUGGACAAAGGAAUGAAACAUGGCCAGAAGAUCACAUUUGGAGGUGAAGCGGACCAGGCACCAGGAGUUGAGCCGGGGGAUAUAGUUCUGGUGCUGCAGGAAAAGGAGCAUGAGACUUUCAAGAGAGAGGGUAAUGACCUGUCGAUGAACUAUAAACUUGGCCUUGUCGAGGCUCUGUGUGGUUUCCAGUUCAUGCUGAAACAUUUAGAUGGAAGACAAAUAGUUGUGAAGUAUCCUGCUGGAAAAGUCAUUGAACCAGGCACUGUAAGAGUUGUACGUGGAGAGGGAAUGCCACAGUAUCGUAACCCCUUUGAAAAGGGAGAGCUCUACAUAAAGUUUGAGGUUCAGUUCCCUGACAACAACUGGAUCAGUCCUGAGAAACUUCAGGAGCUGGAGGACAUGCUGCCGUCCAGGCCAGAGCCCCCCAUCAUCACCGGAGACACAGAGGAGGUGGACCUGGAGGACUACGAUGCCAGUCAGAGCUCUUCCUCGAGUAACCGCAGAGAAGCUUAUCAUGACAGCUCUGACGAAGAGGGGGGGCCACAUGGGCAUGGGGUACAGUGUGCCCACCAGUAG